AUGAACACUGAACAAGUCUCUAUGAAUGCGGAGCAUCAAGCAGUUCCUCAGCCGCUUGCAGUGGACUACGACGCGGAAGCUGCAUCUCAGCCCGCACUUCCACCAAGAUCGAAUGACAAUGAUAAGACUGUCUAUGGCGCAGGUCCUUCCAAGUCUAACAGUCGCUGUACCUUGGUGUCUCUCAUCUUUGUCCUUUUGGCCAUGGUAGCCACUGGUGUUGUUGUCUGGUUUGUCAUGGAUUCUAAAAUCCAAAAUCAAGAAUCGAGGAUGCAAUCGGACGUUCAGUUCCAACCAUCCGACGACAGUUCUCCUUCUACGCUACCACCGAAUCCUUCACCGUCCACUGCUCCUGCCUUGGAAAUUAGCGACAUGAAGCCUCUUUCCAUGUGCAUGGGUGAUUGUGACGACGAUACCGAUUGUGGUCCUGGUUUGAUGUGCUUUCAACGAAAUCAGAACACCCCGGUUCCUGGCUGCUCUGGGGGGUUGGAAGACAAUAGCAAUUCGGAUUACUGCAUUCCAAUCAAGCUUCCUUCUUUGGCAAUCAUCACUGACACCAACAAACUUCCUCUCGGAUUAUGUGAAGGAGAUUGUGAUACAAACGACGACUGCGCCGAUGGUUUAAGCUGUCAUCAACGAUCCGAGUUUGAGUUUGUGCCCGGGUGUUCUGGAGGGUCUGACGAUGGCAGUCGAACUGACUACUGCGCUCCCAGCUCACUCGUUCCAGAAACCUACUUGAUGUCGUUGGAAGACUCGACGCUCUUUGGAAAUCCAGAUGAUAAUUUUGGAUCUUCCGUGAGUUUGUCUCAAACGGUGGUCCCUCGUCUCAUGGCGGUGGGAGCCGUGGAUCGUGGUUCGACUGGUUAUGUCAACAUUUACAUGCAAGAUGGUGCAGACGACAGCUGGGUCUUUGGUGCCACCAUUGAAGGCGACGAAAUUGGUUCUGACUUUGGUCAUUCCGUCUCCAUGUCGUGGGAUGGAAAGUAUGUUGCUGUUGGCAUGCCCGAAAGCAAAAAUGGCGGAAGAGUCAAAAUAUUCGAACUGUCAAUGACCACCACCACCACAACCAAUUCAAAUGAGAUUGGCUGGAACCAAGUCGGCAAUGAUAUUGCCGUAGGCCCUCCACAGGAAUAUGGUGGAUAUGCCGUCUCACUUUCCGAGGAUGGUAGCAUCCUUGCCGUGACGGAACGGUACUCCUUCCACACUUUCAAGAGAACCAAUUCUGGAGAGUGGGUGGUCCUCGGAUCGAGAGUGGACAUUGGAUCCUUUGGAGGUGGUUCCAUUUCACUCUCUGGCGAUGGCUCUAGAGUCGCAGUGAAUUCCCAACCAUAUGAUGUAUAUCCGCCCGAUGGAUUCGGCAACGUUUAUGAAUUCAAUGGCACCGAAUGGACUCAAGUUGGCCAGAACUUGGGUGACUUGUCGAUUUUUGACUCUUUUGGCUUGGACAAUAUCGAGUUGACUUCUACCUCCCUCUCUGGCAAUGGUGCCACUGUUGUCGUGUCCUGCAUCGAUCGAACCCUUGAAAACAGUUAUGUGCGAGUGUACCAAGAUAUUGGAGACUCCCAAUGGAUACCUGUGGGCGAACCUAUUUUAGGCAAGUUGGACGAGUUCGCUCCGGCCUCAACGGUCGAGAUCAGUAAGGAUGGUGCGGUAGUAGCUGUUGGAGACUACGAGCUGGGACGAGUGCGACUGUAUGAAUUUGACACCAGACCCAGCCAGUGGAUCCUGGUUGGUGAAGUACACGCUGUAAAUGAGGAUGACCAGUUGGGCGUCGCAUUGUCCCUGACUGGUGGAAGAGGAGAUGCGUAUUUAGCAAUUGGAAGCCCCAACAAGAAACAUAUCGUUGGUAAUCCAGGGUUCGUCACCACCUACAAGACCACUUUUGGAAUUCGGCCUGAUCCAACCCCUGCCCCGUCUAGUGCUCCAACCGAAUGGGUUGAAAAGGCAGAUGAUCCAGAUGCACCCAUCUUUGCAUAUAGUCCAGAGUACGUGUGGUCUGGUGAAAACAACCGCGAUAGCCAUGCCAUUGCUGGACUUUCAGUGGCAAUGUCUUCAGACGGGAAUGUCUUUGCGUACGGCCUCAGCAGCGACACUGUGCUCAACAGAGUCAUAGUCGAUGGUGACGAUCGGGUACUACGACCGGAGCUUUCAGGACAACAAAUCGGUGAUGAGUUUGGACAUUCCAUUGCCCUGUCGAAUGAUGGCCUCAUAAUGGCAGUUGGACUACCCAAUAGUCUCGUUGGAACAGUUGAAGGUUCUGGACGGGUCCAAGUUUAUUUGUAUGAUCCAACAGGAAAGGCUUGGUCUCAGAUGGGCGACGACAUUGUUCCAACUGUUCUUCAAGAGUAUGGAAGAUUUGGUCAUUCCGUUUCGUUGAGCGACAAUGGUGACGUUCUUGCCAUCGGUGCACCAAUGGGGAAUGGAGUCUCGAUCUUUCGAUUUGACAACAACGAGUGGGUGAAGAUGGGCGAUGAUAUCACAGUUCCGGAGACGAAAGCGGCAUGGCACGGAUGGAGCGUAUCAUUGUCAAGCGAUGGUUUGGUAGUGGCUGUGGGUGGUCCAACCAACGAAGACAAUUGGGAUGAAGCUGGUGCUUGCCGCAUCUAUGAGUUUGUCAACAACAGCAACUGGCAACUACGAGGCCAGCCAAUUCUCGGUGAGCAGCGCCAUGGCCUGUUGGGGACAUCUGUCUCUCUGUCGGGCGAUGGCAACAUUGUGGCUAUCGGUGCAAUCAAUUACGAAUUGCCUGAGGCGACCGCCAACAGAGAAGAAGACGUGUUUCACUACGGACUAAAGGCUGGCGCAGCGUUUGUUUUUGAGUAUUCCCCAGAUGGCAACUGGAACCCACGUGGGAAGCCAAUCUUUGGAGAUGCCGCAUUUGAUCGUUUUGGCAAGAGUGUUUCGCUCACGAAGGAUGGGAAGAACUUAGCAGUCGGUGCUCCAGAGCAUGGAGAGGGAGGCCAAGUUCGUGUUUUUGUUUUUGACGAAGAGCAUUUGUAUUGGGAUCAAGUAGGAGAUGUGCAGCGGUACGAUUCCUAUGAUGAUGAGGGGAAGGACGGCAGCUAUGGGACAGCUGUUGCAUUGACGGAAAGUGUAGACGGCUUGCGACUUCUGGUCGGUGCGCCGAAGACAAAAGCAAGAUAUGGCGAUAGGCUCGGUCUCCUGCCAAAGGAUGUUGGAGAAGUUUGUCUCUACCUUACAUAUGAUUAG
Messenger RNA from Cylindrotheca closterium, 3207 nucleotides. Lineage: Eukaryota; Bacillariophyta; Bacillariophyceae; Bacillariales; Bacillariaceae. The record is from the annotation of a GenBank genome assembly.